AUGUUGAGAGUUGAAUUGUCACCGUCGACCACUAAACUCCACACCACACACAAAAUGGACGAAGUGAUUGAGAUCCUCGGCCAGCAGCCAGGCCUCAACAUUUACACGCAAAUAGCUGUUCUCUUCGCAGUGGAGGAGGACUCUUCAUACCCGAAUAUCGUCAACACUCUCUCCAGCGGUCUUGAGCGCCUCGCUGGCAGCUUCCCAUGGGUUGCUGGUCAGGUUGUGAACGAAGGUGCCGGCGACGGCAACACGGGCGUGUACAAAAUCAAACCCUUGAAGGCGACUCCUCCGCUGGUGAUCAAAGAUCUUCGCGAUACCUCUUCAGCACCCACGAUGCAUGCCCUGAGGCAAGCCAACUUCCCAGUCAACAUGUUGGACGAGAGUAUUUUCGCACCCCGCCCAACACUGCCGAUUGACCCCGCGCUGGCAUCUGAGCCCCAGCCAGUCUUUAUCGUGCAGGCUACUUUCAUCAAAGGUGGUCUUGUUCUCACUUUUCUCGGUCAUCACCAACUGAUGGACGGCACUGGCCAAGCCCAAAUCAUCGAUCUGCUGUCCAAGGCAUGUCGAAAUGAGCCAUUUACCGAGGAAGAAGUUGCGACAGGCAAUCUUCCCCGUCAAAACAUCAUCCCACUGUUGGAACACAAGGUUCCGGCUUCUGAUGUCGCGCCUUUCCUCGUCACGCCACCAAAGGGACCACCCCAAGAGCCUGCAGCGUGCAGAUGGGCUUACUUCAACUUUCCAUCCGCCUCCCUCUCAGCCCUCAAAGCGCUCGCCUCAGAAUCUGUCACGUCUGGCUACAUCACAACUGAUGACGCCCUCAGUGCUUUCAUCUGGCAAUCAGUAUCUCGCAUCCGCGCACCGCGUUUAAAUGCUGAGGAGGAUGUAAAGUUUGCUCGGGCGGUGAAUGUCCGUAGUUUUCUCAACGUCCCACAGACGUUCCCCGGACUCAUUCAGAGCAUGACAAACAAUAGUUUCAGUCUCAAGAGACUGAUAGACGAACCUUUGGGCGUUGUAGCGUCCGCUUUGCGGUCCACUGUUGACCCGAAAGCUCUGGGAUAUGCUACGCGCGCCUUCGCAACCGUACUUGACAAAACUGCGAAUAAGGCAGGCUUCUCUUUUACGGGAACCCUCGAGUUGCAUAGGGACAUCAUGCUAAGCUCAUGGGUGAAGAUGGACUUGUAUGAGCAGGAGUUCGGCCUCGGAUUGGGCAGGCCCGAGUCCGUUAGGAGGCCUCAGUUCACUCCUGUUGAGAGUCUCAUGUACCUGCUUCCUAAGACGCCGGAUGGUGAUAUUACAUUGGUAACGUGUCUGAGGGAUGAGGAUAUGGAUAAGUUGAGGUCGGAUGCCACCUUUAAGAAGUAUGCAACCCACAUAGAUAACAAGCCAUAG
Colletotrichum truncatum is the source of this 1392-nucleotide messenger RNA. RefSeq names its product trichothecene 3-O-acetyltransferase. Lineage: Eukaryota; Fungi; Ascomycota; Sordariomycetes; Glomerellales; Glomerellaceae. The record is from RefSeq and is a predicted model, not a curated record.